Molecule: messenger RNA, 1209 nt
Organism: Passer montanus (Eurasian tree sparrow)
Lineage: Eukaryota; Metazoa; Chordata; Aves; Passeriformes; Passeridae
Product: autotransporter adhesin BpaC-like
Exons: 3
Coding region: 28-1209 (393 amino acids)
Source: RefSeq, a predicted model, not a curated record
AACGCGUUGGCCAACGGGGUCAAUGCCAUGGCCAGUGGGGUCAACGCGGCCAAUGGGGUCAACGCAGCACCCAAUGCGGUCAAUGCCAUGGCCAGUGGGGUCAACUCAGCCAAUGGGGUCAACGUGGUGGCCAGUGGGGCCAACGGGGUCAACGCGGUGGGUAACGGGGUCAACGCGGCCAACGGGGUCAACGUGGUGACCAGUGGGGUCAACGUGGCGCCCAACAGGGUCAAUGCCAUGGCCAGUGGGGUCAAUGGGGUCAACGCAGCGCCCAACGGGGUCAACUCAGCCAAUGGGGUCAACGUGGCCCACAAUGGGGGCAACGCGUUGGCCAACGGGGUCAACUCAGCCAACGGGGUCAACGUGGUGACCAGUGGGGUCAAUGUAGUGGCCAGUGGGGUCAAUGCGGCCAAUGGGGUCAACGCGGCACCCAACGGGGUCAACGUGGCCCCCAAUGGGGUCAACGCGUUGGCCAACGGGGUCAACACAGCCAAUGGGGUCAACGCGGUGCCCAACGAGGUCAACACGGCCAAUAGAAUCAACGUGGCGCCCAGCAGGGUCAACACGGCACCCGUUGGGGUCAACGCGGCGGGCAGUGGGGUCAGCGCGGCCAACGGGGUCAACGCGUUGGGUCAUGGGGUCAAUGCGGUGGCCAAUGGGGCCAACGCGGCCAACGGGGUCAACGUGUCACCCAACGGGGUCAACACAGCGGCCAAUGGGGUCAAUGGGGUCAACGCGUUGGCCAACGGCGUCAACGUGUCACCCAAUGGGGCCAACGUGGCCCCCAGUGGGGUCAACAUAGUGGCCAGUGGGGUCAACACAGCCAAUGGGGUCAACAUGUUGGCCAACGGGGUCAACGCAACCACCGGGGUCAGCGCAGUGUCCAGUGGGGUCAACGUGGUGGUCAGUGGGGUCACCACGGCACUCAACGGGGUCAACGCGGCCAACGGGGUCACCCUGGCACCCAACGGGCUCAACGUGCUGGCCAACAUCAGCGGGGCCAACGCCUUGACCGUGGUGGCCGGUGGGGUGGGCGUGGUGCCCGCCGGGGUGGGCGUGGCCCCGGGGCUGGGCGUGGCCCCGGGGCUGGGCGUGGCCCCGGGGCUGGGCGUGGCCGGACGGCGCAGUGAGGCCGGGACAGCCGGCACAGGUGGGAAAGGGCAAAUUCCGACCCAAAACGGCUCCAAAACGGCCGAAAUCCGUCAGUAA